Gracilinanus agilis (Agile Gracile Mouse Opossum) is the source of this 578-nucleotide messenger RNA. Its product is annotated as dirigent protein 10-like. Bases 1 to 513 code for a protein of 170 amino acids. The transcript is spliced from 7 exons. The record is from RefSeq and is a predicted model, not a curated record. Lineage: Eukaryota; Metazoa; Chordata; Mammalia; Didelphimorphia; Didelphidae.
AUGGUGUCAUCUACUUUAACUCCUCUUGCCUAUGAGGACCCAGGUGUCUCCACUCCCAGGGCUGGCCUGGGGCCGGCCUGUCUGGAUUCUCCAGCCAAUGGGUUGGCCCCUCAGGGGAACGGCAUCCUGGGGUGGUUCUUUUCCUCAGCCCAUAUGAAAGGGGUUCCCCCAGGAGCAGGGGCUGCAGCUGGGGGUGGAAGCCCACCAGGAAAGGCAGGUUAUGGCACACUGCCUAAUGGCUAUGGAGCAGGAGCUCCCAAUGGAGCAGGAGCUGGACUCCAAAGCCCCACGGGGAAAGCCGGAUACAGGAAUGGACUAGGAGCAGGAACCUUCCCUGGAGCUGGAGCCCAGCCAGGCCUUGGAGGGGGGAUGAAACCUCAAAAAGCAGGUGAGGCCUGUAGCUUUUUUCCUCUUUUUUUUUGUUUGUUCUGUCUCUUUUCCCACAGGUUAACCCCACUCUUCCAACAUCUGCCCAUUCCUACCCCUUUCUCUAACCUCCCAAGUUGGGCUUAGCCAAGCAGAUCCCUAUUAUCCUGGGCUCUGGAUGGUAGCUCUUGUUCACCCCUCUCCCAGGGUUC